Messenger RNA from Prorocentrum cordatum, 1875 nucleotides. Lineage: Eukaryota; Dinophyceae; Prorocentrales; Prorocentraceae. The record is from the annotation of a GenBank genome assembly.
GGGGCAUGCCCGACUUGAGUAUAGGCCCUCCGAGGCCCGAGGGCCGCAUGGCCUUCCGAGGUGCCUCUCUGGAGCCGUGUCGGGCUCAGACAUGUAGCUCCGCGUGCUGGACAUGGUCCGAAGACACCGCUUCCUUCGUUCUCUUAGGGUGCCGACAGCACGGCCAAUUGGCCACGGCAUCUACGGUCCAGGAGCCUUCGUGAUAGCCAUCCUUGGCGCAGUCCUCCAAGUCUCGCCGGCUCUUCAGUUGGACAGCCCUGCGGACUUCUCGUGCAACGUGGUAGGAGGAGAGGCAGUCUCAAUAGUCAAGGGCCAAGCCCCCAAGUCUUUUGAUGAAGCAACUGCGCGCCCUGUGGAUGCGAGGAGUGGCGAUUGCUCCUACAGGACCGGCAAUUCGAAAAUCGACACUGCCCAAUGUUGUUGUCCGUUUUGGCCACAUGACGCUGACCAACUGAAGCCCUUGAGUAGCCUGAUGUUGCUCCCAAGCGAGCACAGUGCUACGAUUAAUCUGAUGUCGUUGGAGGCGCGAUACGAUGCAUCUGUGCAUGGUUGUGUCGCAUCGUUCCCAUUCCACGCUAUGAAUCCCCCUCCCCACAGCUUCAAUACAGUAGGGGAGCGCAUUUUCGGGGACAUGCCUGACGAUGAUAUAGGACAAAGACGUGUUGCAGUUGUUGUUAGCGGCGCGCUGUCUGAUCCGCACGAGCUCCUGAGCGAUUCAUUCCGUAAUGUUGAACAGGAUAUUGUCAACCCCCUUCGACGCAAUGGGAUAACAGUCGAUGUAUUUUAUCACAUUGGUUAUCAUUCAGAUGGUGUCAUCCCGGCGGAAUUGCCCUCAUGGAUUAAGGGAUUGGUACUGGAAACGCCAUAUCGAGGCGUAUACGCAAUACGCUCAUGUACCAAUAGUGUUGCCGACGAGAUGUUCAAGCAACUGAAACAAAGGAACCCUGCAGGGAGAGAUUCAGCGUACAAAACCAUGGGAUUCAUGCAACGGCACAUAUUUCUCGCGUAUCGAAUGGCUUAUACGUAUGCCCAGGAAAAGAAACGUGACUACCAAUACGUUGUUCGAACUCGGCCUGACACGAAAUUUGAUAGCACCAUUGACUGGCUUCAUCUGGAGCAACGGCUGGCCGACGUCCCACUUCUGAUUGGGGCGCAAACAUGGCUUUUCAAUCAACGCAAAUCGGGGGUUGCAGUUUCUAAUCGUUGCGUUGUUGACGACCAGUUUGCCGUCGGAACAAUGGACGCGAUGGGGGCGUAUAGCACUGUGCUUCCCGAUCUUCGAGAUUUUGUCAGAUUUGUUCAAUUUUCCAGGCCAGACCUGAACGGACACACAAACGAACGCUUAUUGACUGCUCACUUGCACUACCGUGGUGUCAAUUUUACCGACAUUCCUUUGAACUGGAGACUUCACGCUACGAAGGGUUCUCCUGACCGUCACCAUCACCGUCAGUAGGCGCUGUGCCUUCAUUGAACAGUCUCAUAUGUACCCCCAGUGUGGGCAGCAUAGGUACCGUUCUGCGACCUCAUCUGUUGCCUCUUGCCCUUGCUUCGUCACGUUCUUAUUCCCACCCCUCCUUUCCUCCUCCAGAGGGCUCCUUGGUGCACUAGCGCGCUCCCGCUUGUAAACAGGCUAUCGGUGGGCAUGCGUAUCUUGAUGCUUGCGCGGCAGUCGCACGCGGUGAGUGCCAUAUGCCCUUGUGAGCGUGUCUGUGCUUUAUCGUGCGCGUCGGCCAGGUUCUUGGCCGCGCACCACACCUAGAUCGGCAAUCCUGUUCGAUCCCACCCCUCCUUUGGUUGGGCCGACGUUGUGAGUAGACAGCUGUCGCUGCUCUCGUCCUUCUUCCGCGCCCUCCCGUCCUUGUGCCUCGAGCGAGG